AAGGAACUGCUGACAUGGACACAACAGAUUCUGCAGUCAGACAGUGACCUAUUCAAUCUCACAGAUACCUUUAGUUAUACAGUUCUUGUUACAAACACCAAGGGCUCUAGAUAUGAAGGAAUGGGCCACAUUCUUUCCUCUAAUCGCAUCUCUAACAAUCCAGAUGAUGCUGGGUCACUGCAAUGACUUAGAGGUUACAACAUUGUCACUUACCAGCACUGAUCAGUCCAAGCAAGACAUGCUAUUUUCUAACAUCAUUCCUGAUCACAAUAUUUUGGAAGGUAAUGAGAAUAAACAUAUUCCACAGAGUAACGUAGUGUACCAAAAUACUACAAUAAAUAACAGUAGUAAGCUGCAGAUCAAUAGAGAAGCACCUGUAAACAGGACAGACAUGAACCCAUCACACCAAUUUCUUGACUAUAACAUGGAAAGUGACUUCACCCACUGGAAGACAUCUUCUAGAGCUGAUCGGAACUCCAAGAGACUAAUUUUGGAUAACUAUUUAUCAGCUGAGCUCCAGACUGAUACCGUAAUUUCCAACGAUGUGUUACUGAAUCACAUGGCUGGUUCUCCAAAACAUAAUGUGAAGGGUGAACAUAUUUUCAAGUCAUUUAAUGAGGAACACAGAAACAUGACAAAAUGGUCAUCUAAUGAUGGUCAUGAUGACACAGAACAGAAAAAUAUUAGUUCUGCUAUGGAGGACUAUUCCAUUACAAAUGAUCCUCUAUCAGUUCAACAAAACAUAGUUCUUACUAAUUUCUAUGAAGAUAAACCAGAACACUACAAACAAAAUGAGUAUUUGGAAGAUUUUGUAAUUACUACAAUAAAAAACAAAAACAAAAGAAUGAAUGCUGAGAAAUAUGAUCAACAAAUCAUACUGAAUAAAGAUACAUCUGAAGAUAAUAUUCAACAUACUUCAUCUGGUGAAGACCCUGUGGAAGUAACGUUAUUCCCAACAUCUGACUGUGGAGACAUCUCAGAGGAACCAGAAACAACUGACACCAAAAAGUGUACCAAAAUUUCCAAAAUUAACCGAUUAAAACAAAUAACUACUAGCACUACAAAAAAAUUAUCGGCCAUGAACACCCAAGAACUGGACGAUGAAUCAUCUGUUGAAAAUGGGAAGAAUGAUAAACAUACUGAAAAGUAUGAAAAUUUACCUCAGAAAGAUGUGUAUGUUGAUACAGAUCAGAGCUCUGAUCCCAAUAUUGCUGAACGUCAUGCUCAACUUUUGCAUGACAUUUUUACUAACAGCAAAAGUGACAAAGGUAGACUUAAGCGCAGCUCACCAGUAUAUCCAAAAGUUCCUUCUAGUGACAGUAGUUCCAGCAGGCUCCCAAAUGAUAAUUCAUAUUUGGACAAAGGAAUAAAGAUGAGAAGUAACACACUGAUGAUGGAGAAUAUACAGUCUCAGACAGUGUCAGAAGGUACACUUAAACCUCCAGCCCUUCAACAACAGCCACGAGCUGGACAACCCCAAGCAGAUCCCGAAUUGGAUUUACUGAAGACCCAAUUUGCACGAGCAGAAAGACUGAGUAGAGCUUUCAAAUGGCUGAUUCAGUUUGUCAACAUUGCCGGACAAGUUGAUUCUUAUUUGACAGACAGAGCAAGAAGUGUAAUUCGUACAGUGGUACGACUCUAUGAGGGUGAUGAUGAUAGAGGACGUUAUAGAAGCUGUGACUGAGAAAUGCUCUAAAUCAUCAGUGGACCAGACAACAACAAAUGCAUGAACUUUAACCCUUUGCUGUGCCGUUUUCCUUCACUGUAUCGUGAUAUACCUAUACCAGGCAAAGAUGCCUAAAAGCAUCCAAGAAUCAACAGUUCUUAAAAUCUUUGAGCUGCACUGUUUCAGGCCUGAACAAGUUAAUCUAAUUAUGAAGUUGUCAUUAUAAUUUACUUUAAUUACAUUUCUUAUUAAAAUUCUUCAUGCUUAAUUAUAUUCAGUAUAUGUUAUCUCAUCACAACUUCAAAAAUAUCUGAGAAAGCCUAUGUGUUCACAGAAUAUAGGUAUAUAAUUAUGUAUUGCAGACAAUAAACAUGGAUUUUAAAGUAUGACAUAUAAAACUGCUUAAUUACUUACUUGCUCAUGUAUACAUCUUCCUCUGUUUCAUUUACAUACUGUUUUUAUAAAUGUGCCUCCUACCCAUCAGCUAGUGCUGAGGUCAAGAAAAUGUAGGUCUAUAUACCGAGUCCCCCAUAUGACUUCAUGGUGCAAUGCUUAAUUAAUUAAGCACAGGGACAACUUUUUUACCUUAGAAUGAAUACAUUUCUACCAUUUUAUGUAUGUAUAUGAGGUACAGCAGAGCACUUUCCAAUGUAAGGGUCUGUGGGCAAAUAUUCCUCAUUCUAUUAUUAUACUCUCUGGAUAUCUGAACCCUCACACUGUCAAUGGUUCCUUCUCACUGAUUUUUUCAGACCCUCUAGUUUAUUUCUUUAUAGUAGAGCCUAUGUUUCAUCAUCACAUAU
Cryptotermes secundus is the source of this 2466-nucleotide messenger RNA. RefSeq lists its product as uncharacterized. The record is from RefSeq and is a predicted model, not a curated record. The transcript is spliced from 2 exons. NCBI's taxonomy places the organism in Eukaryota, Metazoa, Arthropoda, Insecta, Blattodea, Kalotermitidae. Bases 113 to 1684 code for a protein of 523 amino acids.